AUGAGCGUCGCUUCGGAACUGUUCGAGUCUUAUGAGCACGACUUUGACCAAAUCUCUCAGUCCAUUUCAACGAAAAUAAACUCUACGCUUCCUUCACAAUCUGGAGAAAAACGUAAGUCUACAGUACGUGCGACCGAACGUGAAAUCGAUGAAGCCGAGGAAAUAAUUGGACAAAUGGAAAUGGAAGUGUUGAAUUUACAGCCUUCAACACGUACACGCCUUCAGGCUAAGAUGAGAAUUUACAAGAGUAAUUUGGAAAAGCUGAAACGUGAUUUGAAAAAAGUUUCUGCGAACGAUUCAGUGCCUACAGAUCGAGAUGAAUUACUUGCUGGAGCAAGUGCUACUGAUCUUGAUAGUGCUUCACUAGAUCAGCGUGCCAGGCUUUUGAAUGGAACUGAACGACUUGCAGAUAGUAGUAAGCGCUUACAAGAAAGUCAUAGAAUUGCUUUAGAAACUGAAACCAUUGGUGCUAGUGUACUGGAUGAUAUUCGUAGACAAAGAGAACAGAUCUUGCACACUAGAAAUACUCUCAUGGAAGCGGAUUCUUAUAUCGAUAAAGCACAACGCACUCUCAAGGGUAUGACUCGCCG
Dentiscutata heterogama is the source of this 590-nucleotide messenger RNA. The record is from the annotation of a GenBank genome assembly. Lineage: Eukaryota; Fungi; Glomeromycota; Glomeromycetes; Diversisporales; Gigasporaceae.